AUGAUCAUUGAGAAUGUGAAUGCAAAUGUUUAUACUUCAACUGUCUGCUCAGGCCAGCACGGAAUCUACUCGGGUGGCGGAUAUGUUGUACCGUUUAGUCAGGAUGAUCUUGGAGCAAUAGAGGACGCACUUACCAAGCUCUUCAAAUCAGACUGGAUUGAUCAAUUAACAAAAUGCAUAUUUGUGGAAUUCACGCUGUAUAAUGCUGCGUCCGAUCAUUUCACCAAUGUCAUUAUUGCGUUUGAGUUUGCCAAUUUUGGAGUCAUAUAUCCUUCGGCCUUCAUCAAUUCUGCGAAUCUAUUAAACCAACAACUGAAAGAACAACUAUGGCUACAGUUAAGUGAGGGUAUUAUGGUGAUAUCUGCGUUAUUUUACGCAUUUGUGGAAAUACAAAAUUAUCGUAAACUUGGCUUCAAGAAGUACUUUGGAAAUCUCUGGCGCUGUUUGGAGGCAUUUACAGUAAUUCUUACCUGUGCUGUGGGAAUCGUCUUCUUUUUGAGAUAUUAUGAAUUUGUGGAGAUCCUGAAGGACUUUCAGAAAUAUGGGCACACGCGUUUCCUGAACUUCGAGGCUGUAUUUCAGAUGCACGAACAUCUACACAUAUCCCUGGCAGUGUUAGGCGGGGUCGUCAUCUUUAAGAUGUUGAAAGUGACAGCGUUCAACCCUUUAGUGGUGAUAACAUUCAGGUCGUUCCUCAAUGCCCACGCCGACCUGUAUGGUUUGCUGCUUGUGACCGCCAUAUUGUUUUGUGCAUUUGCUGUCACGGGAAUACUUCUCUUUGGGGCCAUUGUGCGAUCGUAUCGGUCCGUUACUAUUAGUUUGUUUACUCUUCUCUUUUUUAUUAUGGGAGAGUCAGAAUAUGAUUCUUUGGUAGCAGCUGAUGUUUUUCUAGGACGCAUAUAUUUCCUCAUGGUGACAGUUUCAUCUCAGUAUAUCAUUGUUAAUUUUUUCUGUUCUAUUUUGUAUGAAGGGUUUGAGCUUACUAGAUACAUGGCAUUCAGGAGGGAGCAAGAAACUAUCAAGUACAUGGGGAAUAGAAUUAAAUUCUAUUUAGGAUUUGGACCUAAAAACGUGAAAUCAAACAAGUCUAGAAAGGCAGACAAAUAA
This is a messenger RNA of Candidula unifasciata, 1107 nucleotides long. The record is from the annotation of a GenBank genome assembly. Lineage: Eukaryota; Metazoa; Mollusca; Gastropoda; Stylommatophora; Geomitridae.